CAUAAGAGGAAACUGACAUGCAUACACAAGCCAAAGCCAAAGCCAAAAUGCUCAGUGAAACUCUAAUUGAUUGUUUGUUAAUCUUGUUCACCACCAUCACUAGCAAUUGUCAUAAUGUCAUCUCUAUUUGAACUUUCAAAAACAAGAACAUUCAAACCAAAAAGAAAUAUACCCGAAGGUACAAAACAAUAUCAACUCAAACGUUAUGCAGAAGCAACUUUAGGAUCGGGUAAUCUACGCAGAGCUGUAAUUCUACCUGAUGGAGAAGAUUUAGAUGAAUGGUUAGCAGUCAAUACUGUAGACUUUUUCAAUCAUAUUAACAUGCUUUAUGGAACAAUUACAGAAUUCUGCAUUCCAUCCGAAUGUCCAACGAUGAGCGCAGGUGCACGAUAUGAAUACCACUGGCAAGACAGUAACUCAGCCGAGUAUCGUAAGCCAACAAGGAUGAGCGCUCCCGAUUAUAUUGAUUGUUUGAUGACUUGGACACAAGCAAUGUUGGAUAACGAAGAAAUCUUUCCAUCAAAAGUCGGUGUUUCUUUCCCGUCGAAUUUCCAAGCUACAGUCAAAUCCAUCUUGAGAAGGUUAUUCCGUGUUUAUGCUCAUAUCUACAACCAUCACUUCGCACAGAUUUGCGCAUUGAGCUUGGAAGCCCACCUCAACACAAGCUACCGACACUUCCUCCUAUUCAUCAACGAAUUCCAGCUCGUUGAUCCCAAAGAACUAGCACCUUUGGCAGAAUUGAAUGAAGCCAUCUUGGAUGAGAACGCUGCAUGAUAUAUUUCUAACCACCUUUCUCCUUUUGUACUGGUACGUGAACGACUCGAAACGAUCUUCUCAAUGCUUUUGAUCUUAUACCUUCUUUUGGAAAUAAAUAUGAUUACAUGGUAAUACAUUUACACUACAACUCUGA
Molecule: messenger RNA, 910 nt
Organism: Meira miltonrushii
Lineage: Eukaryota; Fungi; Basidiomycota; Exobasidiomycetes; Exobasidiales; Brachybasidiaceae
Product: putative MOB1 protein
Exons: 2
Coding region: 115-774 (219 amino acids)
Biological process (GO): positive regulation of protein phosphorylation; signal transduction; cell division
Cellular component (GO): nucleus; cytoplasm
Molecular function (GO): protein kinase activator activity
Source: RefSeq, a predicted model, not a curated record